Messenger RNA from Balaenoptera musculus (blue whale), 906 nucleotides. RefSeq names its product developmental pluripotency associated 4 (gene DPPA4). Bases 1 to 906 code for a protein of 301 amino acids. Gene Ontology annotation, biological process: system development. Gene Ontology annotation, cellular component: nucleus. The record is from RefSeq and is a predicted model, not a curated record. Lineage: Eukaryota; Metazoa; Chordata; Mammalia; Artiodactyla; Balaenopteridae. Gene Ontology annotation, molecular function: chromatin binding. The transcript is spliced from 7 exons.
AUGGAGAGUGCAAAGAACAAGGAGUGCAACUCCACAAAGAAGACAGAGGAAGAAUAUAUGAGUUGCAAAUUCAAACGUACAUCAGUAGAUGCCGAAGAGGGACAGGGGGCUUCUGGUAAACCAGAUAUACUAGAAAACUCGGCAACGGAGACCAAAAGAAAAAGAUCUAUAAAAAAUAACAGAGCUUGCUGUCCACGAAAAAUGCCACAAUGUUGUGACAGUGUGAAACCUCAGAAGAAGACGAUGCCAAUUCCUCCUUUACCUUCUAUACUGCCGCCUGUCAAUCUGAUUCACAGGGAUGUUGUGCGCGCUUGGUGCCAGCAGUUAAAACUGAGCACCAAAGGCCCGAAACUAGAUGGAUAUAAACGACUCUGUGAACAUGCCUACCCUCAUCAAAAAAACAUUCCUGCCACAGCCGAGGAGGCCAGGAUCCUAUCACUAUCGAGAAGAAAAUCACUGAUGGACAAGGGGGAACUACCUCUGGAAUGUUCUGAUGACAAGAUGUCUUCUGAAGUGGCUGCUCCUCCUGAGGAGGGAGCACCUGCCCUUGAAGGAGCUUCUACUCUUCAGGAAGUUGUAUCAACUUCUGCCUCUGACCCGGGAACUGUGUUUGCCUCUUGGAGCAGAAUGACAGCCAGGGCCGUGAAGAUGGAGUCGGUGCAAUCACAAGAGACCUGUGGGGUCUGCUGGUGUGUGGUUCACGGGAGAGGUCUCCCUGCUAACAGAGAGGGCUGGGUUCAUUUACAAUUUCAUGCCGGACAGGCUUGGGUGCCUGAAAAACGAAGGAGGGUGUCUGCGCUCUUCUUGCCACCUGCGGGCAAUCUUCCUCCCCCACACCUGGAGGACAACAUGCUAUGCCCUGAGUGUGUGCACAGGAAUAAAGUAUUAAUGAAAAGCCUGCAGUGA